GACACAACACUACGGAGGGCAAAAUGGACGAGAAGUUAAUAUUGGCUGUAUUUAAUUACCCAGAGCUGUACAAUGUCACUUUGCCGAAUUACCGCUGCACAGAAAGUCGAGCAAAUGCGUGGAGAAACAUCAGUAUCGUACUGGGUCUCCCGUCUGAGGAGUGUAAAAGAAAAUGGAAGAACAUGAGAGACCGAUACUUGAAGGAAGUCCGGAUGGAGAUCAAAAGCAAGAAGCAAGGAGAGAUCGUGCAGAGUAGAUGGAAAUAUAGACAACUUAUGAACUUUAUUGCCCCCUUCACUGGAUCGAGAAGUGGUGUGGCGGACAUAUGCGGCAACAAUGAAGACGACCACGACAAUCCUGACAACGAAUCUGGCAGUGCCGAAGGAGAAACGACAUCAUCUGAGGCCGUCAAGACACUGCAGUCCGCCAUGAAGGCCCCUGCAAGUCAACCCGACCUCAAACCCCAGGUAGCCUUCGUGUCGCAGCUCCCGUCAGUGACUCAAGAAUCACAGAUGGCCCAGCUGGCUGUUCUGGCUAAGAUGCCAUCGAGCCCACAGAUCGCCCCAACCACCAAAACUGGAAAGAAACGACGCCAGAUGCAAGACUCACUUUCACUGUCUUCUUCCCAAAGUACAACGUCCCCGACAAAGUGGCUGGUCAAAGACAAUGGCACCUCGUUUCCCAACAGGCCUCGGGACGAGGACGAACUGUUUCUCCUGAGUUUUGUCCCCGCUCUGAAACGACUUGCGCCACAGAAAAGGUGCGAGACAAAAAUAAAGAUCCAGCAGAUUAUGUAUGAGGCAGAGUUCAAUGUUGCACAGCCAGGAUCUCAAGAGAAACAGGCGGAGCCAGCAUCUCAGGACUGAUGAGACAAACGGACUAUUUUUAUACUUUAUUCUGCUUUCUAAAAACCUCUUCCACAAAACAACCAAAAUAUCUAUUUUUCUUUUUUUUAAUGGCACAAAUUGGUUGAGUCUGAAGUACAUCCUUGUUAAUGUGAGAUUAUUAACAAUGAAGGUAAACUAAACAUCCUACUACAGAAGGAGUUGUUGAAUUUUUGUACACCACUGUGGUUUGGUGUUUCUUGAUUUGCAUAUUUAUUAUUUGAGAAGGCUUCUCGGAGAAUGAAGCCCUGACAGAUUUAAUGUGACAACAGAUAAAGUGUGAUUAACAUCUUUAUUUACAUCAGCAUUACUGUAAAUAGAGUGAAUUUACAGUUAGAAAAGUGGUUUCAUGUUCAACCAGCCAAUCUUCAUAUCAGUAAUAAUUCUGUAAUAAUUACAGUAUUUUACAUUUAAUUACAGUGUCAGAGAAAACUGAGAACAAAAAAAAAAUA
Messenger RNA from Plectropomus leopardus (leopard coralgrouper), 1336 nucleotides. RefSeq lists its product as uncharacterized. Gene Ontology annotation, biological process: regulation of transcription by RNA polymerase II. Gene Ontology annotation, cellular component: transcription regulator complex; nucleus. NCBI's taxonomy places the organism in Eukaryota, Metazoa, Chordata, Actinopteri, Perciformes, Serranidae. Gene Ontology annotation, molecular function: DNA binding. The record is from RefSeq and is a predicted model, not a curated record.